Rotaria socialis is the source of this 1281-nucleotide messenger RNA. NCBI's taxonomy places the organism in Eukaryota, Metazoa, Rotifera, Eurotatoria, Philodinida, Philodinidae. The record is from the annotation of a GenBank genome assembly.
AUGUUACUGUUAACAUUUCUUCUUAUACAAUCGAAAAUCCAAUGGAUUUCUACUGAUGAUGAUGGUAGUAGUUUUCCAAAAGAUAUGAAUUUACAUGUUACAUUUCCACCUAUUCUCGAACGUCAUGAGUCGAUGGCACUCGGUCACCUUCGCCCAUUAGGCUGGCAACGACGUGCUGAAUCGCCCAUACUAGAAGAUUCACUUAAAAUAGAACCGGCGCGUUUUUAUCAUUUAUUUAUUCAAGGCAAUCGUUCAGUUGCUUUUCGUGGUAUGGUGCCAGCAUUAGAUGUUUUAUGGACAGAUAGUUAUCUAUCAAAACGUUAUGGACACUUAAAUAUUACUAUUGCUAAACGAAAACAACGUCUUGUUGAUACACUAGUCUUGCUGCCAUUCAAAAUAUUUCUUGAGCAAUAUCGACAUGAUGAUUUAUAUAUGAACACAAUUAUACCUGAUGAAAUGAAAUCUGAAACACCAUUACCAUCAUUGAUUAAUUGUGGAACAUUUCGUAAUCGCUUAUUAGAACCUGUUCUUUGGAUAAGUGCUGGUGAUACGGCAUCACUUUUACUUGCACAUUCGACAAAUACAUUACAUUGCGUAUUGGAUGGUCGAAAAGAUUUUAUUAUUUUUGAUGUUUCAAAUCAGUAUCCAAAUGAUCUUGAUCUAGUACGACAAUCCAAUGGUGAUCUUUAUUCUCGUAUUGAUGUAGAUUUAGUUAAUGCAUAUAAAUAUAAACGUUUACAUAAUCUACCGUGGUAUUGGGCUACCCUACGUGAAGGUGAUUGUCUAUUUAUUCCAGCUUAUAUAUUUCAUCAAGUACGAGCACAUGGUAGAACCAUAGCUUUAUCUAUUGAUAUGUCACCGAUCGAUACUCGAGAAGAUUUUAAUGGAAAUGAUUGUGAAAAAAAUCCUCCGAUUUAUGUUCCAUUGAAUAAAGGAAAAUUUCUAUGGAGAUAUGAACACGGUACAAGACAUUUAUCUAAACAAACAAUUACUAAUGAUGACGCACGUCAUUAUUUGUUGCUUUUACUUGGUACAAAUGAUCAGUUGUAUAAAGAUAUAUUUCUUGAAUUUUUUCGUCAAGUAACAUAUGAAUUAGUAAAAAAAGAUACAACAUUACCAACAGCAGAUGAUAUAUGGGCACAAUUAAGUAACGAUGAAAAUAAUCAAGAAUAUAUAAGUCGUAGUCGUUUAAAAAGUGUAUCAUCAAAUGUUUUACAAUUAUUAGUUGAUGUCCUUCAAAAAAGUGUUCGAAUUCACGAAUAUGAUAAAUCUGAACUUUGA